Molecule: messenger RNA, 222 nt
Organism: Brenthis ino (lesser marbled fritillary)
Lineage: Eukaryota; Metazoa; Arthropoda; Insecta; Lepidoptera; Nymphalidae
Source: the annotation of a GenBank genome assembly
AUGUAUAAGUGGUAUCCAGACCCAUACGUCCCCAGCGACUGCAUGAAAUACUCGAUAUGUAACAAUUUUGACCACUAUCCUACAGAACUAGCUCAUUGGGCGCUCGAAGAGAUGUGGUUCAAUUUUAAAUUUAGUAAAUACACAAUGGAGAGAAAGGCGGUUGACAGAGAUGAGGAGAUAUACCAGCUGUGUCCUUCUAAGGAAGAGGUGAUAUACAAUUUG